AUGAUUAUUAAUAAUAGUAGAAAGAGAAAAGAUGAUCUACAUUAUUGCUCUUCCAUACCUUCUCAAACAAAUAAAUACACCCUCUUACUUAUUUUUGGUAAUAACAAACCAAAAUUAUAUUUGUGUAACAGUAUUAAACUUGGUAGUGGUUCCAGUGCCAGUAUAGUGGCAGAUAGAUUAUCUGCUAAAGGUCACACUGUUUUAGUUAUUGAGGCUGGAAAAAGAUCUAUUGGUGAUCUUGGAGGUUUAGAUGUAGUUGGUACCAAAGGAAAAUUGGAUCCAACAUCAAUGGAGUAUACUCCAGAAAGACAAGUAACCAUUUAUGAUGUACCAUUGUAUUGGCAAAGUUCAUCUAUAACGGGUGGAAAAUGGGGUUACAAAGGUGCUGGAAUUGCAAAACUUGUUGGUGGUUGCGGAGUUCACAAUGGUAUGGUGUUCCAGAGAGGUUUAAGUAGUGAUUACGAUUCAUGGAAUUUGCCAGGCUGGAACUGGACCACUAUGAGUACCUACCUCAAGAAAUUAGAAAAACAAUUGGAUCCACAAUUGGCAACCAGCGACCUCCAUGGACACGACGGUAAAAUCAAAGUUGGAUCGAUACCGUUCGACAAAGAAGGACAACAGUUUUUGGCUUCUUGUAAUGCAAGUGGUUUGCCAUUCAACAGUGAUUUCCAACAGGAUUUCCGUGAUGGCUGUGGUUAUUUCCAUUUCAAUAUCGACAAAACCAAAGGUGAGCGUUCAACUCCAGCCCACGAAUACCUUUUGGAUGCCGUCAACUCCAAGCGAGUUGAGUUGCUUCCAGAGGCAACCGUUACCAGAAUCCGUUGGAGAUACGAUAUCCCCAGUCGUAAAUAUGAAGCAACCGGUGUCGAAUUUGUAUUGAACAAAUACAAAGAUAAAGUUUUCACAGUCGAUGCCUCCAAGGAAGUUAUAUUGGCAGCCGGUACUCUAAACACCCCAAAGAUUCUAUUGCAAUCGGGAGUUGGAAACUCCACCUAUUUGAAUCAAUAUAGAGAUAAAAUUCCAAUGGUAGUUUCGAAUCUGCCAGGUGUCGGAAGAAAUCUCCAAAACCACUUUUUAUUCUUUUCCGUUUAUCAAUAUUCCGAUGUCAAUUCACGUCCAACCAUGUACGACCUCUUUAGUUUGGAUCUCGCCUACAAAUCUCAGGGUGCCGGUAUUUUUGGUACACCAGGUUACUCGGUUGGCGUUUGGUUGCGAGGUAACUCGACAAAGGAGAAAUCCGCCGAGAAUGUCAUGAUUGUCCAGCCAGGUGUAAUCGGUACGACCACCCCUUUCCCCUCGGUAUCACUCGGUAUCAGCAUUGGAAAACCUGAGCCAAAUAAUCAUUGGCUUGAUCUCUCAACCAAUCAAUCGGGCUCAAAAAUCGACUUUUUUAUGAGACCACCCAAUAUCAACUUCACUCUGUUGAACAAUCCACUCGAUGUACAAAAGAUGGUGCGUGGAUUCAAGGAGGCCAAGAGAAUUAUGUCGUUCCCGCCGAUGAGCACCUUGAUGACACCGGCCGUGCCACCUCCAACUGCAACCAGCGAUGCCGAUCUCGAGGCCUAUAUCAGAGCCAAUAUCAACGCACACGAACACUGGUGCGGAACCUCAAAGAUGGGUUUGACAUCCGAUCCAAUGUCUGUUGUCGAUCCCAGACUCAAAGUCAUUGGAGUGCGAGGUGUAAGAGUUGUCGACGCAUCGGUCAUUCCAAUUAUCCCAGAUUCUCUUGUACAUGCAACCGUAAUGGCAAUCGCUGAAAAAGCAUCCGAUUUAAUCUUAGAAGAUUAUCCAAAUCAAGGUUCCAAUCCUUUAGAUUUAAAUUUGUCAAUAUUAGCAUAA
Molecule: messenger RNA, 1839 nt
Organism: Heterostelium album PN500
Lineage: Eukaryota; Evosea; Eumycetozoa; Acytosteliales; Acytosteliaceae
Gene: chdh
Product: GMC family oxidoreductase
Exons: 5
Coding region: 1-1839 (612 amino acids)
Molecular function (GO): oxidoreductase activity, acting on CH-OH group of donors; flavin adenine dinucleotide binding
Source: RefSeq, a predicted model, not a curated record